Vidua chalybeata is the source of this 5470-nucleotide messenger RNA. It is a transcript of the gene RHOBTB3, whose product is annotated as Rho related BTB domain containing 3. The transcript has 12 exons. Gene Ontology annotation, biological process: regulation of proteolysis; proteasome-mediated ubiquitin-dependent protein catabolic process. Gene Ontology annotation, cellular component: cytoplasm. Gene Ontology annotation, molecular function: ubiquitin protein ligase binding; GTPase activity; GTP binding. Lineage: Eukaryota; Metazoa; Chordata; Aves; Passeriformes; Viduidae. The coding region runs from base 57 to 1880 and encodes 607 amino acids. The record is from RefSeq and is a predicted model, not a curated record.
AGCCUUUCCAGGUUUCUUUUCUGCUUUGCUCCCACCCUGCUGUUGGAUUUGAGAUCAUGUCGCUUAAUAUUGUAGCUUUUGGAAAUGAAAGAGAUGGUUUUUCUGAGGACAAUCAGCAGCUCAGUCUGAUCUGGAGCUAUCUCGGGAGAAGUGCUCUCAUUUCCCAGAUGGACAGCAGCUUGUCUGCCAGUCACGUUGGAAACCCAGGUUUUACUGAGUAUCAAGCCUGCAUAUUUGGAAAUGUCAGACUGGUGGUACACGACUGUCCUGUCUGGGAUAUAUUUGACAGUGACUGGUACACUUCCUGCAGGCUUAUUGGAGGAGCUGAUAUUAUUGUGAUUAAAUAUUCUGUCAAUGACAAGACUUCAUUUCAAGAACUAAAGGACAGCUAUGUGCCAAUGGUAAAAAAAGUACUAAAUCACUGCUCAAUUCCAGUAAUAAUUUCUGCUAUUGGUGCAAGAAAAAACGGAGUACCUUGCACCUGUCCCCUGUGCACUUCAGACAGGAGGAGCUGUGUCACAACCUCUGAAGGAGUUCAGCUUGCAAAGGAACUUGGAGCCACCUACCUUGAACUGCACACUCUUAAUGACUUCUACAUCCAGAAAUACUUUGGAGGAGUGCUGGAAUAUUUUAUGAUCCAAAGUUUGAAUCAGAAGUCAUCUGAAAAAAUGAAGAAAAGGAAAAAGACGCAGAAGUGCCAUCAAGUCCAACCACCUCAGCUUGAACAACCAGAAAAGAUGCCGAUCCUGAAGGGUGAAGCCUCGCACUACAAUGCAGACCUGCACAACCUGCUCUGCUGCUGCCAGUGUGCAGAUGUGGCCUUCUACCCUGAGGACCUCAGCACAGCAGUGGAGGCUCACAAGAUCAUCCUCUGCUCUGUCAGCCACCUCUUCAUGCUGCUCUUCGGGGUGAAGAGCCCGUCUGACACCCAUGACGCCUCUGUCGUACAGCUGGCACAGAGCCUCUUUGCGGUGGAGGCAGGGGAUCCCUUCCCCUCCUCCCCCCAUGGUGUCCUACCCUGUGUCCCACCAGUCAGGGUAGUGGUGAAGGAUUCUGUCUUCUGUUCUUGUCUCCCAGACAUCCUCCACUUCAUUUAUUCAGGUGCUUUCCAGUGGGAGCGAUUAGAAGAGGACAUAAGAAAGAAGCUGAAGGAUCCAGAUAAAACAGAACAUGUGCUUGAGAAAGUUAAAUGCAUGCUGAAAACUCCAGGGAGGCCAAACACUGUAAAGGACUGCAAGUCUCACCAGAUAAAACAGCUGUAUAAUACUUCUCUCAGGCUGUUCUUUAACACACCUGUGCUGGCUGAUGUAAUCUUCAAAAUACAAGGUGCAACUGUACCAGCCCACAGGGCAGUUCUGGUCGCUCGCUGUGAGGUUAUGGCAGCUAUGUUUAAUGGUAAUUAUCUAGAAGCAAAUAGCAUUCUGGUUCCAGUGUAUGGGGUUUCCAAAGACACUUUCCUGUCCUUCUUAGAGUACCUUUACACUGACUCCUGCUGCCCAGCCAGUAUUCUCCAAGCGAUGUCUCUGCUGAUCUGUGCAGAGAUGUACCAAGUAAUGAGACUCCAGCAUAUUUGUGAACUUUACAUCAUCACGCAGCUUCAGAGCAUGCCUAGCAGGGAACUGGCUUCCACAAGCCUCAGUAUUGUUAGCUUGCUCAAAAAAGCUAAGUUUCACAAUUCUGAUUGCCUUUCAACUUGGCUUCUUCAUUUUAUUGCCACUAACUACCUCAUCUUCAGUCAAAAGCCUGAGUUUCAAGAACUUUCAGUGGAAGAGCGCAAUUUUGUAGAGAUGCACCGAUGGCCUUCAAACUUGUACCUAAAGCAGCUUGCUGAUUACAGGAGCUAUAUCCACUCUCAGAAAUGCCACUGCACAGUAAUGUAAAGAGGCUGAAUACACUCAAAGUGCAUCUCAACUGCAAAAUUUCGGAUUAGGGAUUAUAUAGAAUAUAAAAAACAUGUAAAGAGUGAAACCUGAUGCUGACCUCCUCUGGAAAUUAUGUUCUUUGUUUUGCUAACAAAUCACUCUAAUUUUUACCUUGAACCAUUGAGAAAUGUAUGUUGAAGAUUUAUUUUAAGCACAAGGAGUUCAUUCAUAUUCAUGGGGAUUAAAUGUAUUACAGGACAGUGCCCUGACUGGCGUCUGCUCCCCCUUCUAAUUUCCUUUUUGUUUAUUUUAUUGUUUUUCAUGGUUAUUUGUGGCUGCUAAACUGAAUCUGUUGAAAAUAGGUUUUGUGUAUCUGUGCACAAUAGAAGCAUAGGGAUACAGUAACAGUGCAGGGAAGCUGAGAAGCCAGGUCAUAAGUUUUUCAUAUACUUCAGGAUGCAAAAAUAUUCUGUAACAUUUGUUGGUUCACAAUAUAAUGGGUAGGCUUAAGAAGCAUUGUAGUUACUAUUAAUUUAUUACUCCAGAGAAAGCCUGUAGUUCUGUUACAACCUUAUGAUUAGAUCUUUUAAUUCCAGAGGAAUGCCUAUGCAUCACGGUAUUCUCUAGUGCCUCCAAAUAUCUAAAGAAUGACAUGAUUUUUCCUGCCAGUAGCUAGGAGAAGAAAGUCUGUUUUCACAAUCUGCAGAACACCUUUGUUAGUGUGGUCAUAUUGUAUUUUUUCCCAUGAGGAAUAAAGAGAGGGAAAACUACAUAUGCUCAGACCAUACCCUUAUGGUACUGAUGGACAGGGAAGAAAGGCAGAGGGGUCAACAGUCUUUCUUGGGAUUUGAGCAAAAAUCUAAAAAAAAAAAAAAAAAAAGUGGAAACACACUUUGGGAAAAGUGUGUCUAGUAAUCAUAGUCACCACAAUAAAUGUUAGAUGUGCUGGUCAUGAAGGAGAUGACCCUCAUAGAUUUGCCAGUGCUGCCAGAGAUGUUGGUUUUUGUGGUGGGACUUUGAGCUCAAACGUCCCCAGCAGGGAUUCAGUUCAAGUUUAGUUAUCACCAUGUGUUCAUAAGCUACACCAUGUGAGACAAACCUAGCUGUGGAUCCUUUCUGAGAUACAAGAGAAAAACACAGAAUAUUAUGACUGGUGUGAUCCUUGCAGAUACUAUUUAGUACUUUCUUGACCAAAAUAACUUGUCAUGCUGCUGACCUGUGUGUACAUAGUAUGUGCUAAUGCCAGAUUGAACCCAGCCUUUUCCUGAGCAUAAGUGCUUUUCUAGAAGCAAAAUCUAAUCACAGAACUAAAUGCCUCAUAAUCAUUCUUGUACUUUCAAUUCUGGUUUUUCAUCUGCCUUUGUAAUGUGGUAUGUAGCCUGAGACUGUGGCAUUUCUACCACAUCAAAUGUACCCGGAAACUGCACUUGUGAGAAGAAGGUGAAAAAACAAAUUGCUGGAGCUGAUUUUUUUUUUUUUUUAAGUAUAAAAAUUGUUAUAUUUUUUAAUACCAUUUUACAGAUAAAUUGUUCUUUUCAUUCUUUUCAAAUUCCAUUCUGGAGUCAUAGAGGUGGGUUUUCUUGGUUGGUUUUUUUUGGGGUGUUUUUUUGUUGUUGUUUUUGUUUUGGGUUUUUUGGGAGGUUUCUUUUGUUUUGUUUUGUUUUUUGUUUGUUUUUUGUUGUUGUUGUUGUUGUUUUGGGUUUUUUGGUGAUACUUUCCCUAUUUUUGUAUACACACAAAAUAAAAAAGAGUUUAUGACUCAGCUGGCUGCUGCAGACUCAAAAUUCCAAGGUUAGUUUUAGGCAAUAAUUUUUUUUAAAAAAAACUCUGCAUCCUCAGGUCCUAAACUUAUUUAAAAGAUGAAUAUACUUAUCUAGAUCUUGCAUAUAGGGAGCCUAAAAUAUAGAGAAUGAUAAUGCCUUUUCAAAGUCAUGAAAGAAAACUGAAAUUAUUAAACAAAAAAAUUAGUAGGAAAGUAAUAUGUAUGGAACUUAUAUGUGAAAAAAGUAGUUUUUAUAGUUAUAUAGUUAUCAAACAUUUAAGUAAAAAUUCAGUUACUGGAUAGAUAUGAAUAAAACUUCAGUAAGUUUUUUGAAGCUUAAAGUCAUGGAAAAAUUUGGGCAUACAGUUAACCUACAGUUUGUCUAGACAUCUGAUAGCAUCCUUGGGUGCUUCUACCAGAAGCCAGCUCAAUUAUCAAAAGUGGGGAUUAAAUGCUUCAUACUGACAUCCUGUGCAAAAGUGACACAAAAGCUCUGUGAAUGUUGGUCUAAGCUUCAUGUAGUCCUGCAUUUUUAAUAUUUUGAAAGCUUUCCCAGUUUUUUUCACUAGGAAUUUGUCUGUUGCCAAUGAUUUGUGUAUAGAUAAUACAUAAGAAAGUACUGGUUUUAAUUUUAUGUAAAUGUUUUGUAGGUAUUUUAAAAUAGGCUUAAUGGAAAUAUAAAACACUUUAUAUCCAAACCAGAGAAAUAUUUUACUAUUAUGCAUUUUAGUCAGUGAUAGCUACAGGUUUUAUACAGAGAAGUCAGGCAGUAUAAAAAUAUUUAAUAUUUAUUCAGAGAUUCAGAGAUUAAUGCUUACUACUGUUCAGACAAUAAACCAAGUUUCCAUUUUACUGUGUAUCCCCAUAAUGCUGCCUGUAUCAGGUGCAGAUGUGUUGUACUUGCAGACGUAGACCAUCUAAUAAAUUUUAAGUCUUAGAAGAAAACUUACUAGACAUUCUUAUUUUCAUUCUCUAAGAUGAUUUUCUGUAGAAAUGUACGUAUCUUAGAGCUAUUUUUAAACCUUUUUUAGCAUUUGGAAACAUGACUGAAAGUAGAUAAUGAUGCUUUGUGAGUUGCUGUUCUUAGCUGGUUUUAGUGGAGGCUUUAGGUCUGUAUCCAUCACAGAUAGUCAGGAAUUAGGGCAGUACUGAAUUUGGUAUUUAUCUAUAAUUGUGUAUGGCAUAAAGUAGAAACUACUUUGAUAUAAACCCCCCACCCUAUACUAUGGUAUAAAGUAAAAAUGAGGAACCAAGUGGAAAAAAAAAGGUUAUUUAUGGAAGUGGUUUUGAAAAAAUAAAAUGUUUCUGGAAUGCUUCCACUGGUUCCAACACCUCCCAAACUUCCCUGGCACUGGCAGCAUUGGUAUCAAAGAAAGAGGUCAGUAAUGAAUUUGGAUGUCCCUAGGCAGUACCUAUAGCAUUUGAAAUUAUAUAUUUAGGCUUAAGUUUAAGUAGAGAUGCAAGUCCUGAGUCCUUCAUUAGAGCUAACUCUCAAAAUUAACUUUUAGCAAAUAAAUUUUGAAAAAUGGAUUACACUCUUAAUUUUUGCUGUCCUAUAUAUGUGUGUUCUCAUCCCAAACUAGCACUAAGCUUUAUAGAGACUAAAAAAAAAAGUUUUCUGCACUAGUAAGGUUUUCCACGUGAUAGUCAUAAAAUCUUUGCUAUUGUCCUUAGGCUGUGGUGUGGUGGAUUUGAAAACAAAACCAAACUGUUAGAAAAAGGAGUAACUAUUUUAUUAGGCAUGUCCUGAAACUCUUGUAUGUUUUUCUUUUAGUGUACCCUAAAUUACACAUUUUUAGAUUGAAUAAGUAAAAUUUUGAUACAAAAUUUAAAAAAAAAUCUCUAA